AGCAGAAGAAACAGCCGGUCCGGAAGUAUUGUUGCAUUAUGCUUUCGCUGCUUUCAUUCCUCCGGGUCUCAGGUGUUAACAGCAUCAUGGAGUUGUGAACAUUUUGUCUUAUUUCCCAGUUAUUUCUACCGCUUGACCAACCUGACCGACUGGUUGUCACCACCCGGGAUACUCUUCGGUUACUUCCUGCUUGGUUUCGAGUUUGUCAGGUUUGACCGGGAUAUUGUGCAGAAAUGUCGGAGAACGGUGGUCCUGUCGUCGGCCUUCUGUCCUACGAGACGCUGGUUCAUGCGCUGGCAGGAGCAAUGGGGAGUGUGACAGCCAUGACUGUCUUCUUUCCUCUGGACGCAGCAAAAAGCAGACUACAGGUGGACGACACACGAAAGUCCAAGUCUACACCUGUGAUCCUGGCUGAGAUAGCGAAAGAAGAAGGCCUUCUGUCCCUGUACAGAGGCUGGUUUCCAGUCAUCUCCAGCCUUUGCUGCUCCAACUUUGUCUACUUCUACACCUUCAAUGCUUUAAAGAAGGUGGCAGCAUCCGGACCAGGAAAACCCAGACCCAGCAAAGACCUGCUGAUGGGGGUUGCAGCUGGAGUUGUGAACGUGAUCCUGACUACGCCCAUGUGGGUGGUCAACACCCGACUGAAGCUUCAGGGGGUGAGGUUCAGAAACGAAGACCUUAACCAAACCCAGUACCGAGGCAUCUUUGACGCUUUUUCACAGAUUAUUUCUAACGAGGGAGUGGGAAGUCUGUGGAACGGCACUCUGCCAUCUCUAAUUCUCGUUCUCAACCCGGCCGUGCAGUUCAUGAUCUAUGAAGCCAUGAAGAGGAAGACAGGAACUGGAGGAAGAAAGAUAUCCUCUGCAAAAAUCUUUCUCAUUGGAGCUGUUGCCAAGGCCAUUGCUACCACGGCAACAUACCCGCUGCAAACAGUUCAGGCCAUCCUGAGGUUCGGUCAGUACAAAGGUGAUGGACAGAGCGGCCCGAUGGGGAGCCUCUCCACAAUUUUUAUCCUGUUCAUGGAGAGGAUCAAGAAGCACGGCUUUUUUGGUCUGUACAAAGGUUUGGAGGCCAAGCUGCUGCAGACGGUGCUGACGGCCGCCCUCAUGUUUGUGGUUUAUGAGAAGAUCACUGCUGCUACCUUCAAGGUCAUGGGUCUGAAGAAGCUGAAGCACUGAAGGCAAAAACAGCCUCAGGACAGCAGGUUUAAUCAGUGCCUACUGCUACUGAUCAACAUUAACAGUUCCCCUGCAAAUGCACUGAAGCACAGCCUGAAGAGUGGACCGCUUCCAUGUUUACUGACCAGAGGAAAAUUUAAAACUUUGAAAUAAUCAAUAACUUUAGCCACUUCCAUCCAUCCACCUGUGUCUUUUUUUUUCUGUCAGCUUUCAAAAAUAAAAUAGAAAGCCCCUUUAAUGUUCCUCAGUGGGGAAAUGUUCUAACGACUGUGCCGACAUGGCACCAAUCAGACGCCGAUGUCGGAGAAGUUUUAUUUGUCCUGAAGAGCAAAAGAUAAACGUAGCACAUCCCAAAAUAUGUCCUAAAAGUGAGAAACUGAGGGAUGAGGUGGGUGAAAUGUUUUAUUUCUGAUUAUAAACAGAAGUGCUUUCUAGCUUUAAAGGGGUCGGUUUUAAUGUCCUUCCAUGCAGUUUUUAUUAUUUGCUGCAUAUUUAGUUAGGAGGAAAUCGGUGAUAUUAAAUAAUCCGAAACAUGAUUUAGACUAAGAGGACCUGGCCUUAUGAUCUUAAGAGCAUUCCUCUUGUUUUUAUGCUUUAUUAUUAUGAUUAUGACCCAUUAGGAGUCAGAAACCUGACAAGGUAGACAGAGAUGUUUAUUGUGUAUUAUUACAGGAAGUGCCUGAAGAUUAACAGCUUGAAAAACAUUUACGUUGAAGUCAUUAAAUGUGAGUUUUGUGUUCUUGUAAUUGUACCGAACAUUUUACAUGUUUUCACUCAGCUGUCUUUCAGUUUGGUGCUGGAUUGAUCACUUUCUGAUUUCUGGAGCUUUUUCUGCCUUUUACCUUUUAUAAUCCACCAGAUUAGCUCAUUUAGCUGCUGUUUCUAUUAGGUUUGAAUUAUAACCAGUCAUAAACUGUUUAUGCAGCAGAAGUUGUAAAAACUGGAACAUUUCAGUUUUCAUACACUUUUGUUAAGAUUUACAAGAACAGAAAAUCAGAAGUCAGUUGCACUUGUAUUUAUUUCAAGUUUUUAAUGUUUGCAUAAAAAAAUCUGUUUCUUUAAAGAGCAAGUCAACCCCUGCCAGAUUCUUACUCAACUCCCUCUUCAUGUUUGAAAAAUGCCACGAAUGCUGUUGCCUUGCAGACCGAGAGGGCGGAGCCGCAAACCAAUACACACACACACACAGGCUCACAACGACAUUGUGACAUCAUAAGGACCAGUUUACAUCAUAGCAUACCUCUUAGCCAAUAGCAGUGGCAGAUUUAAAUUCAAAUGCAGUGCAGAGUUUUUACCUGACAACGGCACAACACUGACAGUUUUAGGCAGAAUAUUUAAAUUUUAACUAAGAGGCACUGAAGUACCAAAUUAUUGACGACACGUGUCUGCGGCACGAUUAGACACACAAUUAUGUAGUUUAUCAGCAAAAAAAAAAGUUGAUUUGGGGGCGACUUGCUCUUUAAUGGUUACUUGACAUUUUUAUACAUAAUUGUUUUAAAUAUCUUUGUUUUGUUUGUUUUUUUAUUAACCAAAUGUUUUCUGGGAAUUAAUUUAUUGUUUUAACAAGGGAAAAUAAAAUCUGAGUAUUAAUAUUAAA
Messenger RNA from Nothobranchius furzeri (turquoise killifish), 2772 nucleotides. It is a transcript of the gene slc25a17l, whose product is annotated as solute carrier family 25 member 17-like. Gene Ontology annotation, biological process: transport. Gene Ontology annotation, cellular component: peroxisomal membrane. Gene Ontology annotation, molecular function: ADP transmembrane transporter activity; coenzyme A transmembrane transporter activity; AMP transmembrane transporter activity. The record is from RefSeq and is a predicted model, not a curated record. Lineage: Eukaryota; Metazoa; Chordata; Actinopteri; Cyprinodontiformes; Nothobranchiidae.